Messenger RNA from Aplosporella prunicola CBS 121167, 900 nucleotides. RefSeq lists its product as uncharacterized. The transcript has a single exon. Lineage: Eukaryota; Fungi; Ascomycota; Dothideomycetes; Botryosphaeriales; Aplosporellaceae. The record is from RefSeq and is a predicted model, not a curated record. The coding region runs from base 279 to 797 and encodes 172 amino acids.
CAACGCCAACGCCAACGCCAACGCCGACGACGACGACGGUGGUGACGGCGGAAGACGGACGACGAGAGUCGAGAGAAUGUUCUGGCGCCCGCUUAGUGCGCGUGCUUUGCUGCUAGAGGACAGUAGCUAGCGCGGUGACGUGCAGAGCCUCUCCGCUGCCGGAGGAAACGGUAAAGCAAGGGAAGGUAAGGGAACGGAAAAGGCAAAGAAAUGUGCAGGCGGAAAAGCACAAUAAGGCGAGAGAAGAAAAGAAAAGAGAGAUAAAGAGGUGGUGAGACAUGAGUGAAGAACACGGCGUCUGUCUGCGUCUGCGUUGCUUCCUGCAGAUGCAGAUGCGUCUGUCUGCCCCCACGCUCAGCCAGCCAGCCAGCCAGCCAGCCUUCCUUCUUCCUUCCAUCAGUCAGUCAGUCAAUACCAGCAUGCGCAUCAACAAAUCAGCCCUCCGUCCCGUUCCAUUCGCCCCCAUCACCAAUUCCCAAUUCCACAAUUCCUUCCUUCCUCCCAUUCCUUCCCGUCCGCAGCCCCAACUCCUCAUUUCCAAUUCCCAAUCUCAACAUCAAUUCCAAUUCCAUCCCACACCUUUCCAUUCAGCUCCCAGCCACGCCGCCACGCCAAACGCCACGCAAAAAAAAAAAAAAAAACGCCACUCUGCGGUCCAGCCCGCGAUAGCCUGCGUUGUGCAACUGUGGCUGCAGUUUGGCGGCGCGCGCACAGUGUCUAGGGCUGGCCCGCGGCUGGCCCGCGGCGUCUCGCGCUCGGUGGAAGGGAGAUUGCGUGCCUGUCUGCUGUGCGAGUAGUAGGUAUGCAUGGGUCAUGAUGGGGAUGCUUUUCUGCGCGUGCGCGCGUGCGUGCGUGCUGGGUCUGUGGUAUGGUAGCUGGACCCUGGUGUGGUGGCGAGCU